Triplophysa rosa is the source of this 1733-nucleotide messenger RNA. It is a transcript of the gene b3glctb, whose product is annotated as beta 3-glucosyltransferase b. Lineage: Eukaryota; Metazoa; Chordata; Actinopteri; Cypriniformes; Nemacheilidae. The record is from RefSeq and is a predicted model, not a curated record. Gene Ontology annotation, molecular function: acetylglucosaminyltransferase activity. Gene Ontology annotation, cellular component: membrane.
AUGCUCCAGUUGGCAUCUCCACCGCCUGUGGAUGAGCAGGACUCCCACCGCAUCCCAUACACACGUAUUUUAAAUUUUUGUGGCAUCUCACAGAGUGCUCCAGAUGUUGUGCUUCUUCACGAGCUGUGACUAGACAGGAACUGGGCCAUUCUUCCGGCAUUAGCGUGCCUCGCAUCUCUGUACUGUCAAACAUCUUCAUGGAUUGUGUUUUUGUGAUUUUUCUUGCGCAACCUUCUGCAGGUGCUGAGCGAAUUCCACGCGGGUCAGGAAUGGUUUCUGGGCAGAGCCCUCCGUGAUGAGGAACCCACAAUCAUCCACCACGCUUUCUCAAAAGACCCCUCCAGCUUCAGCUAUCUUGACUUCGUGGCUGGCUGGGCCCUCAGCUGCCCCUUGGCUAAGCGAACUGCAGAACGUGUGAAUUACGAGCCGGCCAAAUCGGAUUUCUCGAUUGACCUUCAGCACGAGAUCGGCCUUUACAUUUGGGAGGAGGGGACGGGUCCUGUAUUGACUGCAGCAAAUGAGUUUUGCUCUGAGCCGCAUGACACGGCCUCCACAAAAUACGACCGUCAACACCUACUUCCCCACCUGCGGAGACCCUCUAAUGAAGGAAAAAUUUCAUGCAGACAGAAAUACAUCAUACUCUCUAGUUUCACAGAUAGUCAUGAGCCUCCACCCCUCAUCUCUGGUGUCUCACCACCAUGUAGCACGACAGUUCCUGUAGUGAAACAGACGUGGGAAGAAGACGCUGCUUGGUUUGAGUACUACAGUGACAUGACAGAUCCAUAUAUACCCACAAUUCACCUGGGAGUCCCCAACACGGAGAGAGGACACUGUGCCAAAACAUUUGCCAUUUUGAAGAGGUUUGCUGGUGGAGUCGUAACAAAUGAGCUGUGGUUGCUCAUAGUGGAUGAUGACACGCUGAUCAGUCUCCCCCAACUGCGGAGGGUGCUGAGUUGUUUUAACCCUAGUGAAGCUGUGAUUGUUGGAGAACGUUAUGGCUAUAGGCUGAGCAGGGAUGGGUACAGCUACAUCACAGGAGGUGGAGGGCACGUCCAGAUGAUUACGUGAAAGAGCUCCUGGCUCGGCAGAACCCAAUCUCCUUCCACAAACAGCACUGGAACAUCAACCCUGUGGCCGUCUACCAGCGCUGGCUGACUGAAACAGAUAAGCUUGACCAGAGGAGACCGCACUUACUCAAAAAGACCAGAGAGGAACUUUAGAUGUUCAUAAAUGCAAGCUUUUCAAGUUGUUUGGCACUGAAUUAAAUUUUUUGAAAGCGUAUAGAAGGUCAACAUGAAAUCUAAUUUUCCUAUUUUCCUUUUUGCACAGGACUUGUUGUAAACAAUUCAUUGGCAGACUUGGUUUGACAAAAAGUGCAUCUUGGUAUUAUUUUUUGUGGUUUAUGAAUUUGGGUCCUGGUUUCCAUCACUUGUAAAUGUCAUACUUUGUGAGGUAAUGACAAUCAAAUGGUUUCUCAGUUAAAGAGGUGUUCAUACAGUAGUCUGUAUUGACAGGGUCUUUGUGCAAUUUGUUAAGAUUUAUGCUUUGCAUUAAUCCCAUGCGCAUUCGGAUAUCGAACCUAUUACCUUUGCCCUGCUGCCACAAAGCUAUACCAAGCCAAUGUACAAAACUGACAUUUUGACAAAACUGAUAAAAUAUCGUAAAAUAAAUAUUUUCACGUAAAAUUACGUUUUUCGUACAUUCGUUAUUUUGCCGUCUUUUCUGUAAUUUGA